This is a messenger RNA of Pyricularia oryzae 70-15, 1623 nucleotides long. Its product is annotated as threonine synthase. NCBI's taxonomy places the organism in Eukaryota, Fungi, Ascomycota, Sordariomycetes, Magnaporthales, Pyriculariaceae. The record is from RefSeq and is a predicted model, not a curated record. Gene Ontology annotation, biological process: L-threonine biosynthetic process. The transcript has 3 exons. Gene Ontology annotation, molecular function: threonine synthase activity. The coding region runs from base 1 to 1623 and encodes 540 amino acids.
AUGUCCUCGGACGGGGGUUUCUACCUGCCCGAGGGCACGCCCAAGCUCUCCCUAUCGGACCUCACAAAAUGGAAGGACCUUUCGUUUCGCGAUGUCGCCCUGGCAAUCUUUUCAAUCUUUAUUUCUCCGGUUGAGAUACCCGCGGAGCACCUCGGCCAGAUUGUCGACGCCAGCUUGGCGGGUUUCCCGAAUGCGUCAUUUGCGCCUGUGACCAGGGUUGACCAGCAUCAUGGACUGUACCUGGCGGAGCUUUACCACGGCCCGGGAGGUGUGCAUGAGGGGUUCGGACUGAAGGCCUUGGGUGCAUUCUUGGACUAUUUUCUCGAAAUGGAAAACGUGAGCCUAGUAGGCCAAGAAAAACAUCAUAUCACUGUCAUUGAUGGGGUGGCUGGAGACGUUGGUUUUGCGGCUAGCCAGGCGUUUCGGGGAAGACGAAACAUCUCGUUGGUGUCGCUUCAGCCGUCAUCUGAGACGCCGUCCACGGAUAUCUCUGAAAAUCCACAUACUUCGGGUACCAAUGUACAUGUCAUUGGUAUGAAGGCCUCAAGUCAAGAUACCAAGCAAAUUGCUUGGCAGUUGGCUCGAGAGAGCAAGCCGGGUUGCGUGCAAGAUCUUGAAACGCUGUUGUGCGGAAGCUGGCCUCGGACGCUUGCGGGAAUAGCGUCAUACUUCUUCGUUUAUUUUCAAAUUGCAAGAACAGUACCUUCGUUCAAGUUUGGGUUGGACAAGGUCAGCUUCGGCAUACCUACCACCGACUGGGACAUAAUAGCAGCAUUCGUUGCGCGAAGGAUGGGCUUGCCGGUGGAGAGGAUUAUAGUUGCAACCUCGCAACCCGAUGGUCCUCUAGACAGGCUCUGGGCGACUGGACGGUACGAGUCGGACUCGGGGGCGGGCAACAACAGCAACAACAACAACGCACUGUCGAUGACGACGACUCGGAAAAGCGGACCUCUAGCUACGAACGACGAAGUUUCACCUCCGGGACAACACGCAGUCCAAACGGAGCCCGAAUUCCUCGUCAGUGGUCACGUCGAGCGGCUGUUCUGGUUCCUCGCCUACGACUUCGUCACGAUGGCCGGGCACGACAUCAUGGACGCGGAGUGGGAUAGGCGGCAGGCUGGCGGGGAGAUCCAGACGUGGCUGCGCAAACUGCGCUCCAAGGGCGGCUUUGGCCCUGUCUACCAAGACGUGCUGGAGAGCGGCAGACGCUGCUUCGGCUGCGAGCGCACAGGGCGCCCGCAGGUUCAAGGCACCGUCGCCGAGGUGUAUCAAGGUUGCGGGGGCCUGGUCGUCGACCUCGGCGCCGCGGCAGCCAUCAAGGCGUCCAUAAAAUCCAUCAAGGUCGAGAAGAUGGCCGGGCCUCGCUCUCAGGCUACGGUCCACGUGGUGUUGGGGCUGGCCGAUCCGGCCCUCAAGGUUGAGGAGCUCGAGGAAACACUGGGCGGCCUGGCCAGGACGCAGGGCGUUUCGACGUGUCUGCAAAAGGUACUGAAUAGGAGCAGGGAGCUGGAAGAGAGGCGUGCCGCGGGGCGGAUAGACAUGCAUGUUGUCGCUGAGAACUUGGAUGAGGUGAAGGCGGCGGUUGAAGCGAUCACUUGGGCAGCUCUUGAGAGGGCUGGGUAA